Dendrobium catenatum is the source of this 1174-nucleotide messenger RNA. Its product is annotated as RING-H2 finger protein ATL60-like. Lineage: Eukaryota; Viridiplantae; Streptophyta; Magnoliopsida; Asparagales; Orchidaceae. The record is from RefSeq and is a predicted model, not a curated record. The transcript has a single exon. The coding region runs from base 295 to 1107 and encodes 270 amino acids.
UCAAUUUGCUCACCUUCUUCGUCCCUUCACCCCAUCCCUCUCACUUUUCUACACAGCUUAAGCUGCUGCUACGUCAUCUUCACCCUCACUGCUGUCGUCAUCGAUCUUUCUCCUCUAUAAUACGCGGCAAUCAAAUUAAUAACCCUCCUUCAUGAUCCAGAUUCCAAAUCCACCUCAAGUUUUAUUCCAAUAAAACGUUCUUACAUCAUCCAUAUUCCAAAAUCCAAUUGUGUUCACAUCCGACUUCUCAAAAUCAGUUUUUUUUUUUUUUCCAGAAUAGAAAAAAAUUAGCUGAUGGGAGACCAAAAUCCAUCUUCCAACCACCGCUACAAUACCGAUGGCUCAGCAACGGCCGACAAGAUAACCAGCAUGGCCAUGGUGCUUACAGUAAUCUUCUUCUUCCUCGUAGUCAUCUUCGUCCUCUUCCUUUAUAUCUACACCCACUACUGCUGGAUCGGAAGGUCCAUAACCCAUCGCCGCCCGGCACGCACCCAUUUCAUCUUCGCCGCCGGCGACGCUUCACUGCCCAGCAUCGGCCUCAACCCUUCCAUCCUCCUCUCUCUUCCUAUCACCAUCUACCGGUCGAAUGAUUCCAAAGAAGGCCUCGAAUGCGCCGUCUGCCUCUCGGAACUCUCCGACGGAGAAAAGGCUCGUAUUCUUCCAAAUUGCAGCCAUGGCUUCCAUCUCGAAUGCAUUGACAUGUGGUUUCACACCCACUCUACUUGCCCUCUUUGCCGUUGCCCAGUCGGCGGAGAACGUGAGCUUAGCUUGUCGCAGCCAGCAGGUUUACAGGGAGGAAUAAUGUUGGGUAUUUUAAGUCCAGAUCGGUCGUCGACGGAGAUGUUUCAGUCGUCUUUGUCUCCAUUGACGUCAAGCAGGCCUCAAAUGGAGGAAAUAAAGUCGCCGGUUGAUGAGGGUAUAUCGCCGGCGAGGUUAAAGGUGGGAUCUUUCAAGAGGAUUUCGAGCAGAGGGAAGAUGAUAACUGGUGGUUCAUGUUGUGGUAGCCCUAUGGUUAGUGACAUUGAGCAGGGCUUGGUGGGAUAUGGAGAAGUAAAUGGGGAGGGAAGCUCGGUUUCUCCAAAAACAACGGAAAGCCGAAUUUUGUAAGUCACUUCCGGAGAACUGCAUCGACUCUUUGAUUUUAGUUUAUUAUUAUUUUUUUAAAUUUGUACAA